Penicillium arizonense is the source of this 1455-nucleotide messenger RNA. Its product is annotated as Atg14 domain-containing protein. Gene Ontology annotation, biological process: SNARE complex assembly. Gene Ontology annotation, molecular function: SNARE binding. The transcript is spliced from 2 exons. The record is from RefSeq and is a predicted model, not a curated record. Gene Ontology annotation, cellular component: endosome; lytic vacuole. Bases 1 to 1455 code for a protein of 484 amino acids. Lineage: Eukaryota; Fungi; Ascomycota; Eurotiomycetes; Eurotiales; Aspergillaceae.
AUGUCGGCCGGUUCCCAUGAUCAACCUGGAGGCCGACAGGAGUCCCUGGAUACAGAGAAUAGAGGCUCUCCCCGCUGGGACCUCCAGACGAUAAGCAGCCGACAUAGCGAGUCCUUGGCAAAGAGAGAGCUCCUUGCACAUCAGAUCGAAGCUUUGAGGUCAGAGGUCAGAGCCAAAAAGGCCGAAAUCUCUGAACGCAAAGAAGUUCUAGCGCGCAGGCGCUCUGAUGCGGAAUCUGCAAAGUACCAACUUGAAGAUCGUGAAAUCGCAAUCGUUGCGGGUAUACAGAACACCAGUAAAAGGACGGAACAUGUCUGGCACUCGCUGCACAGCAGAACUGCCGAGUCCCGGAUCUAUCUUUGUCGGGAAGUCGCCAAUCUUUAUGGGUUGAGGAAGACCGCGAAGAAGGGCCAGGCCCUGGAUAUAUAUGUGUUAGGAGGCGGCUCUGUCAUCGACUUAAGGGAUAUGAAUGGCAAGUUCACCAAUACAGGCGUCCCUCCAGAACAGAUAUCUACGUCCUUCUCAAACAUCGCUCACCUUGUUAUCAUUGUCUCCCAUUAUCUCUCGUUGAGGCUUCCGGCUGAAAUCACAUUGCCUCAUAAGAACUACCCUGUGCCUACCAUCUUCACCCCUUCAUCAUCAUAUCGCUCGCGUGAUGUCUCCGAUGGAGCAAAUAUUCAGUCAUCUUCAAGCCCCGCAGCAUCAAGAACAAUGGAUCCACGCACCCAUACACCGCGUCCCCGACCCCUUUUCGUCGAUAAACCGCUACCCCGAUUAGCGAAGGAAGAUCCUACAACAUAUGCCCUCUUUCUCGAAGGGGCCAUUCUCCUGGCUUGGAAUGUUGCAUGGCUUUGUCGAACUCAAGGGAUCAAUGUGUCAUCCGACUCAUGGGAAGAGGUGUGCGAUAUUGGCAAAAACUUGUGGCAACUGCUGGUUGCUCCGCCAGCCCAUCCGUCAACCUUGAUGCGAGCUUUUGCUGGCCGAGACACACAAGCACAAAUGAAAUCGGCCAGAGACUCGCCCAAGACAACGAUUCAAAGGACAAAAUCAUUUCCCAUGUUGGGCCAUUACUCUCAUGGCACGGCGCAUUCAUUCUUGGGAGCAUCAGAAGGAGUGGACUUUAUGCGAAUGUGGAAGCUACCAACUCCUACCAAGAUUGUAGACAGACUGAAGUCCAAUCUUCUUGGGGAGAUGGCAAGUGCAGAAUGGGAGUUGCUUGAGGAAAAAGAAUGGGACGAUGCAGUGACGGAAUCCCACCAACCAUCCCUUCCACACAGCUCCAGCACCCUUGCUCCUGGAUUCCAACCUGGGAUAAGAGCAGAGACAAGUGACGGAAAGUCCACUGCCAGUUCAAAAGCACGACCUGACUCUAUGAGAAACCAAGGCAACGAAGACCCCCCAAGCUCCCCACGGCCUAGAGGCACCAAAGGCUGGACCAAAGUGGGCAGCAGGUAG